CAAUGAUGUCAUAGUUUUAAGUAUGUGCCAUGGGAGAGCAUAUGGUUCGUACCCGCUGCCGAGCGGCAGUGUUGCUUUGUUAUGAACAGGCGGCGCUGUAGCUGGCGGAAGAGUAAGUCGCCCAGCCCAGUAUAUCUUCGCCUGGAAAAUAGAAGCCGAGGGGGAGACGAGAAAACGGGAGGAGAAAAUACAGUGUUGGCAGGAGGAGAAAGAGAAAGCUACGAUAAUGGCCGCUAAAUCGGAUGGGGUAUUGAAAAUGAAAAAGAGCGAUGUAGCUUUCACGCCUUUGCAGAAUUCGGACCACUCGGGCUCAUUACAAGGACUCGUUCCAGGAUCGCAGCCGGAUUCGGGAAUUGGGGAUGGGGACUUCGUGAAUGGGGAAUCUCGGUGCUGUGGUUCUAAAUCGACAUGUCUUCGCCUUGGCAGAGAGCAGCAAACUAAAUACACGAUAUGGGACUGUCUAUGGAUCCUCGCCGCAGUGGCGGUGUAUUUCGCCGAUGUAGGCACCGAUAUUUGGCUUUCUGUCGACUAUUACCUCCGUCGCGAGUACUGGUGGUUCGGACUCACACUAUUUUUUGUGGUGCUAGGGUCGUUCUCCGUCCAAGUCUUCAGUUUCCGAUGGUUUGUCCACGAUUUCAGCACCGAGGAGAGCUCAAAUGCCGCCGGUGCGGCAAACUGCUCAUCCCACAUGGACGGGAAGCUGCUGACCGGUUCUGCUUCACAUGGAGACGUGGGCGCUCAACCGUCCACACCUCAAAAACAGGCAUCCACCGCUAGCAAGAGCAACACCAUAAGCAACAGUAACAGCUGCACGGCAACCCGGACUAAUAAGCAAAGGUCGGCGUCCUGUUCUGUCUUUAUCUGGUCCGCGCAAUCCGUCAUCCACAUCUUGCAGCUUGGACAGAUUUGGAGGUAUUUCCAUGCCAUCUACCUGGGCCUCCGGAGCCGGCGCAGUGGGGACCAUGACCGCUGGAGGUUCUACUGGAGGAUGGUAUACGAGUUCGCUGACGUCAGCAUGCUGCACCUCCUGGCCACCUUCCUGGAGAGCGCUCCUCAGCUGGUCCUGCAGCUCUGCAUCAUCAUCCAGACUCACAAACUGCAGGCCGUCCAAGGAAUGACAGCGGCUGCCUCCCUUGUGUCUCUGGCCUGGGCCCUGGCAUCCUAUCAGAAAGCGCUGCGAGACUCCCGGGACGACAAGAAGCCAAUCAGCUACCUGGCUGUCAUCAUCCAGUUCUGCUGGCAUUUCUUCACCAUUGCCGCCCGGGUCAUCACCUUCGCCCUGUUCGCCUCCGUGUUCCAGCUCUACUUCGGCAUCUUCAUCGUCCUGCAUUGGUGCUUCAUGACCUUCUGGAUAGUCCACUGCGAGACCGAGUUUUGCAUCACCAAGUGGGAGGAGAUUGUCUUCGACAUGGUAGUGGGCAUCAUCUACAUCUUCAGUUGGUUUAAUGUGAAGGAGGGUCGUACUCGGUGUCGGCUCUUCAUCUACUACUUUGUGAUCCUGCUGGAGAACACUGCUCUGAGUGCCCUGUGGUACCUGUACCGCGUCCCUCAGAGCACCGAUGCCUUCGCCGUCCCCGCCCUCUGUGUCAUCUUCAGCAGCUUCCUCACUGGCAUCGUCUUCAUGCUCAUGUACUACGCCUUCUUUCACCCCAACGGGCCCCGCUUCGGACACUCGCCUAGCCUCGUGCUGGACGACCCCACCGCUGCCUUCAUGCUGCCCACCGAGGGGGCCACCAACUCGCUGAGGUCCAAUCGGGGUGUGCCCCUCAUCUCGGGGGAUGGCACCAUUGGCAGAGACGCCAAAUACACUGAGAGGGACGGCUGUAUGCCCGUGUUUCAGGUGAGACCCACCGCCCCCUCCACGCCAUCCUCCCGUGCCCCACGCAUUGAGGAGACAGUCAUCAAAAUAGACCUGUGUCGGAAUCGCUAUCCGGCCUGGGAGAGGCAUGUACUGGACAGGAGUAUACGCAAGGCCAUCCUGGCCAUCGACUGUUCCCCCACGCCACCCAGACUCCAGUACAAAGAUGACACUACUGUUCAGGAGCGUCUAGAGUACGAGACCACGUUGUAGCCCUGCACCGCUGCCUGGAUGAAGGAUCCAUGGAAAUGCUCAACUGUAAUAAAGGAUUACCAUCAACUUGGAUUUACAGCAGGACUGUGGCAAUAAUACGUUAUGAACGCUCUCUAUAUACAUACUAGCAUUGAACCAUGAUGUUGGUUGUCAUGGUUACAUCUUCAGAAUAGAGAAAGUUGCACACUCCAUGUAUAAUCUCCCAGCAAUUCAAUGGA
Oncorhynchus gorbuscha (pink salmon) is the source of this 2289-nucleotide messenger RNA. RefSeq names its product XK-related protein 4-like. Gene Ontology annotation, biological process: apoptotic process involved in development; phosphatidylserine exposure on apoptotic cell surface; engulfment of apoptotic cell. Gene Ontology annotation, cellular component: plasma membrane. The transcript has 3 exons. The coding region runs from base 227 to 2071 and encodes 614 amino acids. NCBI's taxonomy places the organism in Eukaryota, Metazoa, Chordata, Actinopteri, Salmoniformes, Salmonidae. The record is from RefSeq and is a predicted model, not a curated record.